This is a messenger RNA of Elgaria multicarinata webbii, 5182 nucleotides long. It is a transcript of the gene SREBF1, whose product is annotated as sterol regulatory element binding transcription factor 1. The coding region runs from base 307 to 3621 and encodes 1104 amino acids. The transcript has 19 exons. Gene Ontology annotation, biological process: regulation of transcription by RNA polymerase II. The record is from RefSeq and is a predicted model, not a curated record. Lineage: Eukaryota; Metazoa; Chordata; Lepidosauria; Squamata; Anguidae. Gene Ontology annotation, molecular function: protein dimerization activity; RNA polymerase II cis-regulatory region sequence-specific DNA binding; DNA-binding transcription factor activity, RNA polymerase II-specific. Gene Ontology annotation, cellular component: nucleus.
UUCACAACUGCCCAACUCUGCUUGCUCUGCCCUUCUGCCUUGUAGAUCCAGCCAUGGGAGCAAGAACUGGUACAUAACUAGGAGCCACCAGCCCAUAAACGUCACCGUGCUGUUUUUGCUCGCCGGAGCGUGGAUGGAUUUGCUUUAAAUGGCUGCCUAGGAAAGGAGAUUCCCCAGCACAAAGUGUCACCAGGAUUCCUACAGGUCUUGCUUCUUUUGACUGCCCCCCCUUUAUUACCCACCCCAACAGGGUGGGGGGUUUCUCUAGAAGGGGGGUGCCGGUGAGGCGUGGAGGCACUGGCCAAGAUGAACAACCAUUCCUUCGAGGAGGCUUCCCUGGACAGCCUGGACCUGUCGCUGACACUCCAUGAAUCCAGUGAAAUUGACACGGCACUCCUGAGCGACAUCGAUGACAUGCUCCAGCUGAUUACCACCGAAGAGAGCGACUUCACCAGCCUCUUCGAUACGCCGUAUGGGACAAAUGCCACCCUAGAUCCCAACCCGCACGGCCCCAGCUUGUUCAGUGGCUACAUGGGGACCAGCAACCCGCCAUCCACCGGCUCGUUCCUGCUUCCAGCACCGCCUCCGCCGAGUUUCCAGCCCCUGCAAGCGGCCAGCCCAGCCCCGCAGCCCACUCCGAUGGACAUCAAGGAAGAAGAGCCCGUGGCGUCCCCGGCCACCCAGCCUCAAGCCCCGCUGUUGCCAGCCAGAAUGACGACUCCGAGUUUCGUUCCGACAUCCCAGACCCAAUUCUCAGCACAGCCGUUGGUGGGCUUCUCGAAGCAGAGCAGCGUUUCUGCUCCCCAACUGCCGCCACAUCCUCAGACCCCGCCAGCCCUCCCUGCCGCAUCCCAGCAGGCUCAGCCGGUGGUGAUGCAAACUCCACUCCAGCCCAUCGCCCCUCAGCAGCUCCUGGCCCCCAGCGCCCCCCACAUCAUCCAGCCACAGAUCCAGCAAGUGCCGGUCCUUCUCCAGCCUCACUUCAUCAAGGCUGACUCCCUGCUUCUGGCGACCGUCUCUGGAGCCAAGACUUCUGGCAUCACCUCUCUGGCCACCACCACGGCCGUCCAGUCCACGCCGCUGCAGAUGCCGACGUUGGUGAGCGGGGGCGCCAUCUUGGCGACGGUGCCGCUGAUGGUGGAUACGGACAAGCUGCCCAUCAACCGCCUGACUGCCGGCAAGCCGCUGGUGAGCCAAAACAAAGGCGAGAAGCGCACGGCCCACAAUGCCAUUGAGAAGCGGUACCGCUCCUCCAUCAACGACAAGAUCUCCGAGCUCAAGGUCUUGGUGGUGGGAACGGAAGCGAAGCUGAACAAGUCGGCCAUUUUGCGGAAAGCCAUUGACUACAUCCGUUUCCUGAAACAGUCCAACCAGAAACUGAAGGCUGAGAAUCUGGCCCUCAAAGUGGCUUCCCAGAAGAACAAGUCCCUGAAAGACCUGGUGGCCACAGGUGGCGGGACCACGGAGGACUCUGCGGAAGGGAUCAAGCUGAUGGACGCCCUGACGCCGCCCCCAUCGGACGCAGGCUCCCCCUCACACAGCAGCCCGCUCUCUCUGAGCGGCACCAGCGGAAGCGAUUCGGAGCCCGACAGCCCCUUCUGCGAGGAGGCCAAGGUGAAGCAAGAGCGCCAGGCACUUUCCCCAAGAAGUCUGGGGAUGUUGGACCGAUCCCGCCUGGCGCUGUGUGCGUUCGUCUGCCUCUGCCUCUCUUUCAACCCCCUCUCAUCCCUGUUGAGAGGGUCUGGCUCCAUGAGCCCCUCAGAUAUCACGGGCUCCGGUGGCUCUGGGCGCAGCAUCUUGGCCCAGAACGAGGCCAGCGAUGCUCCUGUUUCUUGGUCCCAGUGGCUUUUCCCCACCAUGGUCUUCUGGAUGAUCAACAUGCUGGUGGUCCUGGGUGCUUUUAUCCGGCUCUUCAUUUAUGGGGAACCCAUUACGCGGCCGUACUCGGAGUCUUCUGUUCUUUUCUGGAGGCACCGCAAGCAGGCUGACUUAGACUUGGCACGGGGGGAUUUUGCUCAGGCCUCCCAGAACUUGUGGACGGCGCUCAAAGCCCUGGGCCGUCCGCUCCCGACCUCCAACCUCGACUUGACCUGCAGCCUGUUGUGGAACCUGAUCCGACACGUGCUCCAGCGGCUCUGGGUGGGGCGCUGGCUGGCCGGCCGGGCUGGUGGCUUCUUCCGUGACCGGGAGCUCAAGGCCGACGUGCGCAAGAGCGCCUGCGACGCGGCGUUGGUAUACCACAGGCUGCACCAGCUUCACAUGACAGGGAAACACGUGGCAGGUCACCUAUCGGCUAUCAACAUGGCUCUGAGCGCCGUCAACUUGGCCGAGUGUGCGGGGGACACCAUCUCUGUGGGGACGUUGGCCGAAGUCUAUGUGGCGGCCGCGCUGCGGGUGAAGACCAGCCUUCACCGCUGCUGCCACUUCCUGGCGCGGUUCUUCCUGAGCAGCGCCCGGCAGGUGCUGCUGUCCCACAACGGGACCGUCCCGCCAGCCCUCCAGUGGCUGUGUCACCCUGUGGGCCACCGUUUCUUCGUCGAUGGCGACUGGGCCGUGAAGAGCUCCCCACGGGAGAGCAUCUACAGCACCACCAGCAACCCAGCGGACCCCCUGGCUCAAGUGACACAGCUUUUCCGAGAACAUUUGCUGGAGAAGGCCCUAUCUUGCGUGUCCAGGCUGGAAAGCCAAACGCCCGUCAGCCACAGCGAGGGGGAGUUUUCCAAUGCUCUCGAGUACCUGCACUUCCUCAACAGCUGCGCGGAUGCUGUUCCCAGCCCAACUCCUUCCAUCAGUACCAACAUGGAUGCUGCCACAGGCACCGACCCCGUUGCUCACUGGUGGGCAUCCGUGGUCGCCAUGGCGAUCCACGGGCUGCAAGGGGAUGACGAGGCGAUGGAGCGCCUGUACCCGCUGGUGGAGUCCCUGCCGAGAGGCCUCCAGGCGUCUGAGAACCCUCUUCCCCGGGCGGCGUUUCAUACCUUCAAGGCCGCCCGGAUGUCGCUGGGCAAGCUGGACUGCAGCCUGGGCCAGUGUGACAAAGCUGGCGAGUACUUGCGCGAGAGCUUGGGGGGGAACAGCCCCCCGAGUGCCCUUGACAGAGCUGUGCAGUUCCUCUUGUGCGACCUGCUCCUCAUCACCCGCACCAGGCUGUGGCAGCAGCAGAUGCAGGCGACUCAGCCCCCGGGGGGGCCCUACCAAGCUUCCGCCGUCGAGCUGUGCGGCUUCCAGCAGGACCUCAGCAGUCUGCGGCGUCUGGCACAAGCGGACAAGCCCGCCAUGCACAGGGUCUUCCUCCAUGAGGCGACGGCCCGGCUGAUGGCCCGAGCCAGCCCCACGCGGACCCACCAGCUGUUGGACCGGAGCCUGCGCAAGCGUGGAGCUUCGAGCAGCAAAGGAGCCAGCGAACCGGAGAGCCGCCCCACGGCGCGGGAGCAGGCCGAGGCCCUGUUGCUGGCCUGUUCCUACCUGCCCCCGGCGUUCCUCUUGGGGCCAGGCCAGCGGGUGGGCAUGCUGGCCGAGGCGGCCCGCUCCCUGGAGAAGCUGGGCGACAAACGGACGCUCUACGAGUGCCAGCAGAUGAUCAUCCGGCUCAGCAGCGGCUCCACCGUCACCUCCAGCUAGAGAGGCGGCACGAGGACGUGUGGGUGGGAGGCAGUGGGGGGCGCUGGGAGCACUCCCUCCCAUCAUUGCUGGAGGCGAGACCACAGACGCUGAAGAGCUCAGCCUGCGGGACAGCGGCCUCCCCUUCUCUCUAGGGAAGCGACCGGGCUGCUCUCUUCGCUCCCGCUCUCACGUCUCUGGGAAGACCCCCCGCUGCACCCUCGCCAUUGUGUGUGUGUCGAGCAGGCCUAAGUGACUCGUGUGGGAGAGCGUGAAGAAGCGGUGGCGUUGGCCUCAGGAAGCGGAGAGGUUGUGGGAGGGGGGCAGGAUGGCCGGGGGGCUCGCUUGCUCCUGCUGUUAAACAGGGUGUGUGUGUGUGUGCGUGUCACGAGCUGGCUGUGCAUCUUAAAACAGGCGUCCCUUGGAUUUUAGUCACAUAGGGUCAGGUGCCCCUGGCCGGCAGGGUGGCACCAUCCCCUGCCUUGCUUCACCACCCCACCCUUGUGCCUCUCAACACCGGCCCGAUGACUUAGCAGGAGCCCUGCUUCCCGUGGCUCAGCCGCUGUUCCUGCCGCCCACGCAAUUCGCGUGGCCCGCCUGGAACCUCCUUGCCUCUCCUGCCUGCCGGCAACCCAUAAUAAGGCCCGGGGGACCCCUGGUGGAAGAUUCCCGGCAAUGCAGGAUGCCCACGCAUCUCUCUUUGCCAGAUGUGAAAGCAUUUCGAGCCGUUCGGUGCAGGUGCAGCUCUGCUUUGCCGGAGCCGGUUGGCCAAGAGGUGGUUCUUCCAUGGCUCCCUUAGCACGAUUUGGCGAAGUUGUGGGGUGGUGUCUGUUGGGGCUUGUAGAUUUCUUUAAGCUCCCGCUACCUCCCCCUUCCCACCCCCCACAAUUUGACCCUUGGGACAAAGGCCGGCUCCAUGGUGAUAUUGCCGUACAAACACAGCCGUCCCGGUGGCUGGAGCUGUUGUCUGCCUGCCUGCCUGCCUGCCAGCCCAACAGGCGAAGCGUUCUUCCCGUGGCUUUGAGAUGUCUUGAUGAUGUGUUCGGAGGCGUGGCGCCGAGAGGCAGGGAGGAAAGGGGAGCUUCUUCCCCUGUUGGGUUUCUGCCCAUCAUCAUCAUAAUAAUAAGGCACAGCAGCGCCGCCUGAAAAAGGGGUGGCAACGCCAUUUGAGAAAAAGCACACGGUGACGCGUGUGUGUUGUUUUGUUGGAUGAAUGUACUGUAAGUGCAAUGGAGGAGGGGGAGCAUAUUGAUUCUGGCCUCGUUUUCUCUUCCUACCCCAAACCCUGCCAUGGCUCCAUCACGCGGUGUUGAGGAUGCUGCUGUGAUGGAGAACCCAUCUCCUUGUCCUCCUCCUCCUCCUCCUCCUCACGCUUGGGAUGGGAGAGGCAGAAUGGUGAAAACUAGAGUUGUACCCCCUGCAUGUGCGUGGGCGCACACACACACGCGUACACACACGCGUACACUGCAACCCGUUCCUCUCCAACCUGUAACGCUCAGCCACGGUUCUUCCCUUUAAAGGUUAUUUUCAUAGUGUGAGUUCUUUUUGUACAGAUGAAAGAAUAAAAGCCUACUUAUUUAUA